UAAAGUUGAAAAAAACCGCAGAAUGUGCUUUUCUCUGCUCAUCAAAUUAUCCUUUUCCUCUCUUCCUUCACCGCUUUUCUUCCUUUCUUCUUCUUCUUCUUCUUCCAAACAUUCUCUCUCUAAUCACACUUUCUUAUUCUAAUCCCUAUUCUUAACCUCUUACUUCUCCAUUAUCAUCGAUCAAAAUUCAGCGUAAACUUGUUCGUUUGUUAGUUAGUUAGUUAUGGAGCUUGUAACUGCAAGCGAUCUUUUUGUAACUGAUUCCUUAGCGCUGCUUCUCUCUCUUCUUGUUGCCAAGCUUGUUUCCAUGGCCAUGGCUUCUGAUCCUAACACUCGCAAUUCACAUCAUCAACAACAACAAGAAACCCUUGUGACUCUGCAGCAGGAACGGUUAACGGUUCGCAAGCCUCAUAGUGAGAGAAAGGUGGAGUUUCUGAGUCCAAUUCAGAUUUCGACGAAUGUCGAAACAGCUCGGAACAGGGAAGAAGAGUCUAAGAUUGAAAGUGAGUCCAGAGUUGUUGAUUUUGACGUUGAAGCCUUAUAAACCAUUGCUGAGUUGAGCGAGGAACACGUGGCGUUGGCGGAGGCGGCAGAAGUAGAAGAAGGAGAGGUCAUUGAGACCAAUGGAGACAGUGAAGAAUUUGAUCCUCGUGAAGCAGUUGAGGAUUCUAUGGAACAGAGGAAAACAGAACCAGUGGAGGAUUUUGAAGAACAGAAAGAAACAGAACCUGUGAAAGAUUCUGAAGAGCAAAUAGAAACAGAGGAUUGUGAGGAGCAGAGAGAAGAAGAAUGCUUGCAAGUUUGUGAAGAACAGAGAGAAACAGAGUGUUGUGAAGAACAGAAAGAUUGUUCCGAAGAUUGUGAAGAACAGAGGAAAACAGAGGGAAUCACGGUCGAACCGUUCGAUGAUGAUGAUGGUUGGGAAGGGAUUGAAAGGAGUGAAUUGGAGAAGGAGUUCAUAUCGGCUUCCGAAUUCGUGGUUGGUGGAGGUGGUAAUGGUUUAGGAAGGGAUGUGCUAAUGGAGUUGUAUGGUCUUCACAAAGUUGCAACAGAGGGUCCUUGUCAUGAACCUCAACCAAUGCCUCUCAAGCUCAAUGCACGUGCAAAGUGGAAUGCUUGGCAAAAGCUGGGAAACAUGACUCCGGAUGCUGCAAUGGAGAAGUAUAUCAGCGUUCUUUCGGAUAAAGCUAUCAGGUGGAUCAAAGAUACUUCGGAUGGAACGAUUGAACUUGAACCAAAAGGGUCAGAGGUUUUUUGAGUUUGAUGUUCCUGAAUCGAGCACAUCUUUGUCUCAUCCACAAAUGACCAUAAAUGAAAGGGAACUUGAACAAGAAUCUGGUGCCCAAGAUCAUAGCAUACCUGCAGACACAGAGAAGAACAAUGUUAAGAAAUGAUGGCACCUUUCUGCUCAAAUCUCAUGCCACAUGGCAUUUUCCAACAUUUAUCUCUGCAACACGAAGACUGAUUCCAAGAUUGGAAGUUUGUUUUGAAGUGAUGCAAGAUUCUUGGGGUGUUUGCUUUCUCAUUUGUUC
Arachis ipaensis is the source of this 1532-nucleotide messenger RNA. The record is from RefSeq and is a predicted model, not a curated record. Lineage: Eukaryota; Viridiplantae; Streptophyta; Magnoliopsida; Fabales; Fabaceae.